This is a messenger RNA of Marchantia polymorpha subsp. ruderalis, 1441 nucleotides long. Lineage: Eukaryota; Viridiplantae; Streptophyta; Marchantiopsida; Marchantiales; Marchantiaceae. The record is from the annotation of a GenBank genome assembly.
AGAAUAAAACUUUCACCGGAGAGUUGUUGACUUGCAUCCAUGGAGCGCUUCUCUUCGAAGCUCGUCCACGCCCUGUGUGUGUCCGUAGCCAUUUCGGCCAGGCGAGUAAGUGAGUUGAGAGAAGAUCCUAGAUUCUAGCUCUGAAGAAAACUUUGGGUGCGAUCUUCGUCUCCGGUUCGUACCGAUUGGCGUUUCGACCCUCGAUUCACGAAGGUCGGAACCUUCAUCAUGGGUGCACGAAUGUCUUGUUUUCAAGGGGAGAAUGGCAGUAGCAAGGACUACCUCAAAUUGGGCACCGUCGUCCCCAACGACGACCACGUGAGGAAGGCUGUACAAUCACAAGCGGUUGUUAUGUACGAUUUGGAAUCGUCGAGAUUGGUGGAAGAUCACGCAGCAGUCAGAAGAGCCCUGUCGUACGUGCCGGGCUGGGUGGAACAAACUCCGCUCGACGGGUUUCUCGAGUACUGGUUCUUCUUCAGUAACGACGACCAAAGGAAAUACCCUGCAGCCAAAGCUCGACUUCCAUGGCCGAUCUUUCACGCCACAUCUGCCGAGACGCUCCAAGCGUUCGUGCAUGUGGUCAAUCGGGUGGCGCAUCGUACAAUCCUCACAACAAUGUCAGACACCCGCAGAGAUUCACGGCAUCAGGCGAAAGAAGCAAAGAUUAUUCAGAAAAUCGAAGAGGUGAGAUGGAGUGGAGUGCCUUCCACCAUCUUAUAAGCUUCUGAAUUCCAAGUCGAAAUUCACGAAGUCGAGCAACAAAUUGAAAUCUGAGAAAGCUACGGUCGUCCACAUCAACGUGUGUGGUAAUUAAGACGAGAGAAUUUGGCUCAUACUGCAAGUGGCUACGUGAUCGAGAUAACUACACACCUCAACAAACCGCAAGGGAAUGAGCUGCAGGAGCUGAGAAGCGUGGUCAUGAGCUAAACAGCUGCAAUCGGCAGAACUGCCCGGCUCCCAGCUUCCAUGCUCUGGCUCAACUGGCUCAAAUACCGUGGCUAUUACAUGUAUCCUACCAUUCCAGAACUUCCAGCUCCAAGCUGUCUGUACAGUCUCAGAGAAUUCAUCGUGCCUGCAUUUUCAUUCUGGUGAUGGAGACACAAGUCUUUGGUUGUCAAGGUGCAUAUAUUACAUAAUUGUCGUGUAGAGCUACACUGCUAUUUGUGGCGGUUAUUGUUUGAGCUGCAGCAUGAGAGUUAGCGCCACAUGAUAUGCGCAUUGCUGUGCGGCUGCGGGCAUGUCGAGCCGCACGCAUUGUCAUUGAUUGUUGUGCAAAUCCAAGCUCCUUGAAUUUGCUUAGAAAAUAAUGCACCGCUGUAAUUUUAGCGUUUUUGGCCAAGGCCAUGAAAGCAUGUUCCAAAAUAUUCGGAAUGGGUACAUGGCACUAGAUAGAGUAGGUGGGAAAUUAUGUACAACUCAAUGCAAGAUAGCUUAACUAUCU